This is a messenger RNA of Arachis ipaensis, 632 nucleotides long. RefSeq names its product MLP-like protein 423. Gene Ontology annotation, molecular function: abscisic acid binding; protein phosphatase inhibitor activity; signaling receptor activity. Gene Ontology annotation, biological process: abscisic acid-activated signaling pathway; defense response. The record is from RefSeq and is a predicted model, not a curated record. Lineage: Eukaryota; Viridiplantae; Streptophyta; Magnoliopsida; Fabales; Fabaceae.
CAACAACAAAAAUUCUUCUUCUUGUUCUUAAAAUCAAGCAAUGGCUGGUGUUGUUGGAAAGCUUGAAGCGGAAAUUGAGGUGAAAUCAAAUGCAGACAAGUUCUGGAAUGCUAUCAGGGAUUUUGCGACCAUACUCCCAAAGGUCUCACCUUCUGUUUACAAAAGCAUUCACAUUAUUCAGGGUGAUGCCAAGGUGCCUGGCUCCAUCAUCAAAUAUACUUUAGACAUGGGCAAUGAAGUUGUGACAGUCACAGAAAGGAUUGAAGAUGUUGAUGAUGCAAAGAGGACAUUGAUUUAUAGUGUGAUUGAUGGUGACCUCCUUAAGUACUUUAAGAGUAAUUACAAGGGAUAUAUUAGUGUAACACCAAAGGGGGAUGAUAAUGGAAGCAUUGUGAAAUGGUCCGCUGAAUUUGAAAAGGUUAGCCAAGAGGUUCCUGAACCUAUUUUCAUCAAAGAAUUUGCAACCAAGAUGUUCCCAAAGAUUGAUCACUAUCUUCUAAGCGCAUAAAUUUAUAAUGCGUUUUAUAUAUUCAACAAUAAUGUGAUUUGUUCGUGUAAGAAUAAUGUUGCAUUUUCAUAUAUAUAUGCAUGUAAAAUACUGUGUUGAUUUACAUCUUAUUUAGAAGAAUAAA